CACCGCCCACCAUCCUACUCUUCGACGGAAAGAAACUCAAUCAUCUCUACCUUCAACUCUCUUCCGUUGCUCUUCUCUUCUUCUUCUUCUCCUCAAGGACACGUACUACGGAAACUAUUGUAAGGCCAUGGCUAAGAAGAAAGUGGCGGCGUUGCCCGGCCGCGCAUGGAGGCAGUUGCGCUUGGCUCUUCUGUGGGUGCGCAAGGGCGGCGUGUUCAAGCGUGGCAUAUUCCUUGGCCUCCGCGUCGUCCCCGGCUACCUCAAGAGCCUUAAACCCGGUGGCCGCCGCUCCGACAGGCUCCACUUCGGAGAGCGCGAGUUCUCCGUCGAGGAGACACCAGCUUUCCACUUCAAGACGCCUUCCAUGCGGCUUCUCCGCAUCCCCUGCAUCAAUCCUGACGCGGACUUGGAUACGGACGACGACGAUCUCAUCUUCGCCAAGCUUGACAGGAAUGCUUACUUACCGGAUAAGCAUGAGACGAAAGCGGCGAGCGAGAUCGGCUGCGAGGAUGAUGACGACGACGACAAUGCGGUACUGGAAUGCGAGGAUCAUGCGGAGAUGGAGGAAGAAGAUGAGAUCGACAGAAAGGCGGAACAGUUCAUAGCAAAGUUUUACCAACAGAUGAAGAUGCAGCGCCAGAUCUCAUUGCUUCUGUACAAUGAGAUGCUCCAGAGAGGCGUAAAUUGAUUUUCUGUUCAUAUAUUUUUUAUUUCAUAAAUAUAUAUUGAUUUUCUGUUCA
Messenger RNA from Musa acuminata subsp. malaccensis (wild Malaysian banana), 740 nucleotides. RefSeq lists its product as uncharacterized. Lineage: Eukaryota; Viridiplantae; Streptophyta; Magnoliopsida; Zingiberales; Musaceae. The record is from RefSeq and is a predicted model, not a curated record.